AUGACUCCCAAGACCAAGAAGUCCCGCGCGACGUACCCUAAUGCGCUAGUGGACAAUGCACGGCCGGGUGGGCCAACAACCAUGGACGUAUUGAUACGCUGGCUCACGACACCCGGCAACGUGAAGCGUUGGCGCUUGGAGCCGCGGGCGCCGCUUACUCGUGAAGUAGUGGAGCUGAUGCAGGAGGAGGGGUUAGCUCACCGUCAGGCGCCCUUUGUGCGUUACAAGCUGGACGCUAUUGAAAAGCAAUACAUCACAGCUCAGAAGUGGCUGCUGGAGACCGGCAUGCACGACUCUUUUAUGAAAGGCAAAGCCACGAAGGAGGUGCGCGCUCAUGUGGAUCAUAUUUGUCCUCUGUUUAAAAAGCUAGACCCGGCUUUUAGAGGCGUUCCGUUCAGUAAGAAACACGCGGAGACAAUCGAACUGGAUGACGAGAGCGCUGAGGACGUGGAAGCAGAGGAAAAGCAGGGAGAGGAGAGUGAGGAUGAUCAGUUGACUGAAGAAGAGAAGGCUCCAGCACGUACGGAGAAGCGGGAUACGUUUAGAGACCGGCUUUUCGCUCAAAAAGAUAACGGAACGGCGAAGGAGAAGCCUCCUAUAUCGACAGAAGAGCGACAGAAGAAAGCCCGGGCGUUCAGAGAUCGAAUGCUUGCCGACAAGGAUACUGUUGCUGACAAGGAGAAGAGCUCGACGUCAGUUCCGCAGAAAAAGGUGAGCAGACUAGCUAAACAGCUUGAACCUUCGCCAGGUUACGCUGCUGCGAGAAAGAGUUUGACAACUCCAGAAAAGACUAGUGUAGCCGAAGAGCAGAUCCCGACGUCAGCUACUGAUACGGUUGCUGAGAAAGAGAAGACUGUGAAGCCGAAGAAGAAGAGGAGUGCGUCUAAAGAGAACCUUUUAUCGUCGGCUAUGCAGGUUGUGAUGGAGCAAGCAGCCCCAGAAGCUCCGAAGAGUCCCCCUGCGCCUGGUAAGAAGCGGAUGGAUCGACCAAAAGCUGGAGCUGUUGCAUCUUCGAAUGGUACAAAGGAGAAUACCAGUGGCAAGAAGGAGAGUGUAUCGAAGACUAGUGCAGCUAAACGAAAGAGCUCGGAGGAAGGUGCGACGACAGUGAAGCGUAACCGGACACAAGAACAGGUCGAGACGACCACGAAGGCCCUAAAGGAUAUUGAGCGUGAUGCUCUGCUGAAACGUGUCAACGAUGAGCGAGAGGCACUGCUGAAACGAGUCACUGAUGAAGAGAAACAGCGCCAUGAAAUGUACGUGCUGGAGCGGGCCAAGUUGGAAUUCGAGAUGGAGGCGAAAAAGGUUCAGCUGGUGUUCGAGACGGCAGCGGCGCGUAAGAGACUUGAUCAGCUUGGAGUUUCUCAAGAAGAGAUUGACCGCAUUUUGCCGCUAUAA
Molecule: messenger RNA, 1398 nt
Organism: Phytophthora nicotianae INRA-310
Lineage: Eukaryota; Oomycota; Peronosporomycetes; Peronosporales; Peronosporaceae
Exons: 1
Coding region: 1-1398 (465 amino acids)
Source: RefSeq, a predicted model, not a curated record